This is a messenger RNA of Fraxinus pennsylvanica, 1500 nucleotides long. The record is from the annotation of a GenBank genome assembly. NCBI's taxonomy places the organism in Eukaryota, Viridiplantae, Streptophyta, Magnoliopsida, Lamiales, Oleaceae.
AUGAUUAGUGGGAAGAGUUCUAGAGGAAAGAUAAAAACCUGUGGCAUCCAUGAUAUGUUAAGGGACCUAUGCUUAAAGAAAGCCCAGGAGGAGAAGUUUUUUCAUGUCAGAGAUAAAGAUAACAUUUUUCCUGAAAGCAUAAAGUAUUCACGUCGCCUGUGUAUUCAUCCAGAUAUUCUUCACGAGGAAUUCAAAUGUUACCAGUCCAUGGGAUCCUUGCCAGCAGUCCGUUCUAUUUUAAUUUAUGGUGUUCCAAGUAUUUCAUAUUCUGAAGGCCCUAAAGGCAUAGAUGAAAGCCAGAUUAACGAAUUAGUUGAUGGAAAACUAUUUCCACUGCUCAGGGUGUUGGAUCUUAAACAAUAUAAACAGAUCAACGAAUUGAAGGCUGAAGUAAUAGCUAACCUUGAGUCAAAUGACGACAAACUGCAAAUCAGAGGCUGUUCUGAGCUCUGGCUUGUUUUUGUUUACAUAUCGGAGGGAUUCAUAUCGGAGGGAAUUGGUCCUCGACUCCUCGAGUUUCUUGAUAGAAUUGAUUACCCGAAGCUUCAGCUUGCGGCAGCGAGGGCUAUAGCAGAUAUUUCACAUCGUUCAUCCAACAACAUCCACCUGAUUGAACAGGGUGCAGUAGUUCCCACUAUGGUGAGCCUUGUUAGUUCUCCCACGGAUGAACAUCGCAGAGAGGCACUUGAGGUGUUGGCAACGAUUGCCGAUGUCUCAGCAGAAUCUCGUGACCUUGUCCUUAGUCAUGGAGUGUUAAUGCCCUUAUUGGAACAAUUUACUGAUAAAACAAAACCAACCAUCUUGAGACAGGCAACUGAGUUAUUGUCAGUGCUUUGUAUGAGAAAGCCUCGGUUCGAGCAGGUGAAAUCUGCCAUCCUACCUCUCGCUCAUCUGAUCCAUUCAGACGAUCCAAGAAUCUUUAGGCCCGCAUGCAUGGCACUAUUCUAUCUAACUUGUGGGGAAAUGGAUAUGAAACAAGCUGUGAUUGAUGCUGGUGUUAUCCCUCGUUUCUUUGAGCUUUUACUAUAUCGUGACACAUAUAUUUCAUCUCCUGCCGUGUGCACCGUUGGUAAUAUUAUUUCAUACGUAGAUGAUACCCAGAUUCAGGCGGUGAUUGAGGCUGGUAUUAUUUCACCUCUUCUCCCAAUGCUUCAAGAUGCUCAACUAUUUAAAGCUGUAGCUGAGGUUAUCUAUAAUGUCACAACUAAGGGAACUAAUGCGCAAAUCAAGUUCCUGGUGCACGAGGGUUGUAUAGAGCCAAUGUACGAUCUUCUAGUUAAUCCCAACGAAGUUCAUGUCAUAAAAAUCUGCUUGGAAGGCCUUGAGAAUAUUCUGAAGGUUGGAGAAGCUGAGAAGAACCAAGGUAACACCGAAGAUGUGAAUGUCUUUGCUCAAAUGAUUGUUGAUGCUGGGGGCAUAGAGAAGAUUAAGAACCUCCAGACUCAUGACAACAGUAAAAUACGAGAACAGAUCAGGAAGAUACUUGAAACAUAUUGGUAG